AUGCCCAAGUUCGAGAAGUCUUUCUACAAGGAGAACCCAGAGGUUGAAAACCGCUCUGAUGCCGAGGUGGAGGCUUUUCGCCGCAAACACCAGAUGACCAUUGCUGGCUCUGAUGUCCCCAAGCCCGUCGAGACCUUCGACGAGGCUGGAUUCCCUCGCUACGUGAUGGAUGAGGUCAAGGCUCAGGGUUUCCCUGCUCCUACCGCCAUUCAGUCACAGGGUUGGCCCAUGGCUCUUUCCGGACGCGAUGUGGUCGGUAUUGCGGAGACUGGUUCUGGAAAGACACUUACUUAUUGUCUUCCCGCCAUUGUCCACAUCAACGCCCAGCCCCUCCUCGCCCCCGGAGAUGGACCUAUUGUCCUGGUCCUUGCCCCCACACGUGAACUGGCUGUUCAGAUCCAGCAGGAGAUCACCAAGUUUGGGCGAUCCUCCCGCAUUCGCAACACCUGCGUCUACGGUGGUGUUCCCAAGGGUCCUCAAAUCCGUGAUCUUUCUCGCGGUGUCGAGGUGUGCAUUGCCACCCCCGGACGUCUCAUUGAUAUGCUCGAAGCCGGCAAGACAAACCUCCGAAGAGUUACCUAUCUUGUUCUCGACGAGGCUGAUCGUAUGCUGGACAUGGGUUUCGAACCCCAGAUCCGCAAGAUUAUUGGUCAGAUCCGCCCCGAUCGUCAGACCCUGAUGUGGUCCGCCACCUGGCCCAAGGAAGUCCGUGCUCUGGCGUCCGAUUUCCUCACAGAUUUCAUUCAGGUCAACAUUGGUUCCAUGGACCUCGCUGCCAACCACAGAAUCACCCAGAUUGUUGAAGUUGUCAGCGACAUGGAGAAGCGCGACCGCAUGAUCAAGCAUCUGGAGAAGGUCAUGGAUGACAAGGAGAACAAGAUUCUCAUCUUCGUCGGCACCAAGCGAAUUGCCGACGACAUUACCCGAUUCCUUCGCCAGGACGGAUGGCCUGCUCUCUCCAUUCAUGGAGACAAGCAGCAGAACGAGCGUGACUGGGUCCUGGACCAGUUCAAGACCAACAAGAGCCCUAUCAUGGUUGCUACUGAUGUUGCUUCACGUGGUAUUGAUGUUCGCAACAUCACUCACGUGUUGAACUACGACUACCCUAACAACUCGGAGGAUUACAUCCACCGUAUUGGUCGUACUGGACGUGCCGGCGCCAAGGGCACGGCCAUCACCUUCUUCACCACUGACAACCAGAAGCAGGCUCGUGAUCUCGUAAAUGUCCUCCAGGAGGCCAAGCAGAACAUCGAUCCCCGUCUUGCUGAGAUGGCCCGUUACGGCGGCGGUGGUGGUCGCGGUUACGGUGGCUACGGACGUGGACGGGGCGGUGGUAGAGGUGGGUUCCGCCGACGUUGA
Messenger RNA from Clonostachys rhizophaga, 1359 nucleotides. NCBI's taxonomy places the organism in Eukaryota, Fungi, Ascomycota, Sordariomycetes, Hypocreales, Bionectriaceae. The record is from the annotation of a GenBank genome assembly.